Dacryopinax primogenitus is the source of this 1383-nucleotide messenger RNA. RefSeq names its product Oxysterol-binding protein. NCBI's taxonomy places the organism in Eukaryota, Fungi, Basidiomycota, Dacrymycetes, Dacrymycetales, Dacrymycetaceae. Gene Ontology annotation, cellular component: perinuclear endoplasmic reticulum; plasma membrane; cytosol. Bases 91 to 1383 code for a protein of 430 amino acids. The transcript is spliced from 4 exons. Gene Ontology annotation, biological process: exocytosis; ER to Golgi ceramide transport; piecemeal microautophagy of the nucleus. The record is from RefSeq and is a predicted model, not a curated record. Gene Ontology annotation, molecular function: sterol binding.
GCGGAUGACUGGAAUGGAGAGGAGAUUGAGUUGGAUAAUGUUGAAUUGGAGGACAGUGAGAGCGAGGGUGAGGGUGAGGAGGCUCACACCAUGCUCGAAACGGGGCCCCCCUCAACCAUAGACCAUGAGGGACAAGAGACAGAACCGGACACUGAAGAGACCGAAGAGACCGAGGAGCUAAAAGAGAGUGGAGAGACGGAGGAGGUGGAAGAUGACACCGGUGCAGAGGUGCAGGUCAUUCUCCAAGCACAGCAAGAAGGCAGGCGGACAAAGCUGCCCGUCCCCGUCAGCGGGGAGGAAGUCAGUCUCUGGGCCGUGCUGAGGAAGAACGUGGGCAAGGAUUUGUCCACCGUCUCUUUCCCUGUGACGUUUAAUGAGCCACUGAGUUUGCUUCAGAAGCUGGCUGAGGACCUGGAGUAUGCAGAUCUGCUUAUCAAGGCCGUGGCAGCUUCAGACCCUGUAGAACGCAUGUGUUUGGUCGCUGCGUUCGCAGUCUCAACAUAUGCGUCUUCUCACUAUCGCGCUGCUCGGAAACCGUUCAACCCCAUGUUGGGCGAGACGUUCGAGGAUAUCCGUCCUUCCUCUCGCUUCGUAGCUGAGAAAGUGUCGCACCACCCACCGGUGAUGGCCUCCUAUGCCGAGGGGGAGGGAUGGACCUACUGGGCUACGAGCGGAGGGAAGAACAAGUUCUGGGGAAGGAGCUUGGAGAUCAUACCAACUGGCACGACACACUUGAAGAUCGGAGAAAACCAUUAUCAGUGGCAAAAGCCCAGCAGUUUCAUGAGGAAUCUUAUGGCCGGCCAGAAGUACGUUGAGCAUGUGGGCCAGAUGACCAUUUCCGAUGCCUUUUCCGACUUGUCCUGCGUGCUGGACUUCAAGGACUCUGGAUUCUGGGGCUCAUCCAGGAACGCUGUUUCUGGUUCUGUACGCUCCUCGGAUGGUGCGAUGGUCGCUACUGUCGAGGGCGCAUGGCACGAGAGCUUCUCUCGUCAACUGGAUGUAGACAUGCUUAGCGUGCUAUGGCGGGCGAACCAGAUGCCUCAGCAUGCAGAGCAGUACUACGGCUUCACGACAUUUGCGAUGCAGUUAAACGAGCUUCUUCCAUCAAAUAGAGCGUUCCUACCACCUACUGACUCCCGCUUGCGGCCAGACCAGCGCGCGCUCGAAGAAGGUCGUGUAGACGAGGCUGAAGUGGAGAAGCUGCGCUUAGAGCAGGAACAACGUCAAAGACGGAAGGAGAGGGAGGACUUGGGCAAAAGCUGGGAACCCCGUUGGUUCUCCCGCGUGCCUGGACCGAGCGGGCUCGGCGAGGAAUGGGUGUACAAAGGCGGGUAUUGGGAGACAAGAGCGAAGAAGAUGUGGGACAAUCCUGGACUUUGGUAG